UUUCUUGUUUGUCCGUUCACAUUCCUUACUGCUUACCAACUCCCCUAUAUACAGCCGAGCUGUUGGCAAAAUACUGGAGCUUUUAAGUCUGCUUCAUCAAAUUGUGAAAAACAAGGAAAGGGACUGUAUUUCCCAGGAAGAAAGAUCGAGUUUUUCUGAUCUUCAUAGCUUGGUAUUAUGCACAGAUCUGGAGUGACGAUGGCGUGGAACGUGUUCAGGUUCUGUACCGCCUUGAGGGGUCUGGGCUCGAUCAUGAUCCUGUUGGUUCUUGGGGUUGUGGGUGUCACAUACUAUGCUGUUGUUUUGACAAAUUAUGGUCCAGCUUUGUACGAGGGUGGCCUUGAUUCUGUUACUGCUCUCGCUGUUGUGAUCUUGUUUCAUUGUUUGCUAGUGAUGCUGUUGUGGAGCUACUUUUCUGUUGUUUUCACCGACCCAGGUAGUGUACCUCCUAACUGGAGGCCUGUUGUGGAUGAGGAAACAGGGGGGGCUGAUGUGUUGAAUGGAUCAGAGUUCAGUGCUUUGCACUCUGAACCAUCAAAUCAAAGGAUUCGCUAUUGUCGGAAGUGUGCCCAACCGAAACCACCAAGGUGCCAUCACUGUUCUGUUUGUGGGCGCUGUGUGCUGAAGAUGGACCAUCAUUGUGUGUGGGUUGUGAACUGUGUUGGUGCCCUAAACUACAAGUUUUUCCUUCUUUUCUUGUUCUACACGUUUCUUGAGACAACUCUUGUGACUUUGGCCUUAUUGCCACAUUUUAUAGCAUUCUUUAGUGAUGGAGAAAUUCCUGGAACACCAGGCACCCUUGCCACCACUUUUCUUGCCUUUGUUUUGAACCUGGCAUUUGCAUUGAGCGUGUUGGGGUUCUUAAUCAUGCACAUAUCACUGGUGGCUGCUAACACUACAACUAUAGAGGCAUACGAGAAGAAAACCACUCCAAAAUGGCGUUAUGAUCUUGGUCGAAGAAAAAAUUUUGAACAGGUUUUUGGCACAGACAGACGAUACUGGUUCCUUCCAGCAUACUCUGACGAAGAUUUACGGAAGAUACCAGCACUUCAGGGUCUUGAAUACCCAUCAAAGCCUGACUUUGAUUCCCAAGAGGUCUGAAAACCUAACUCCCAGACCAAGAAAUUUGAAAAUUCUUUUCUGGUAACUUUAGAUGCAGUGUCCCCAGAAAUCAUUCUCCUACAUCCUACCUGAUAAAUUAUCUGGCCAUUUUGGCCACCUAACAGUUCAUUUCCACGGGCAUAUUUUUGAUAAGAUGAGAGGAGAAGGGGCUCACUUUCUAGUAACAAAAAAUCAGGGAAAAGUUGCAGAUGUGGGGAUUGCUGAUGAAUGGUGAUGUUUUAAAUUUUUCAUGUUCUAAUUAUACAUAUAUUUUUUUUAUGGGAGAGUACAAGUUUAGGGUGUAGAUAGAAUGUAACUCUUCACCUUGUUGCUUGAUGCUGUGUACCUUUGUUGUAUGUUUAUUGGGGGAAAAAAAAUGAAAUAUAGAAUAACUUUUGUU
This is a messenger RNA of Rubroshorea leprosula, 1501 nucleotides long. NCBI's taxonomy places the organism in Eukaryota, Viridiplantae, Streptophyta, Magnoliopsida, Malvales, Dipterocarpaceae. The record is from the annotation of a GenBank genome assembly.